GUACGUCCCGCUGUAGUCUACUUGAACUACAAAUCCCUUGUCACCCAGCUUUGUGGUCGUCAAGUCGGCUAGUGUGCUGGAUUUGGUUUUGAACGAUAGGAGCGAGCGGGAGUGUGUGACUGGACUGGAUUCAACCAGUGUCACGAUGGCGACAGACAUUGUUGCACAGUUGGCCGACUCUCUUGCCAAGACUGGAGUAGCAGAAGGAGAGCUGAGCUACAAAGGCCAGGGAAAAAAGCUGGAUAAUGCCCAAUCAGUGCAGGAGAUGGUGAAGGAGAUCCAGAACUUCGAGGGUUUGCAGGCCCUCAGGUUGGAGGGAAACACCGUGGGUGUGGAGGCAGCGCAAGCCAUCGCCAAGGCCCUGGAGACAAAGAGGGAGUUCAAGUGCUGUUAUUGGAGUGACAUGUUCACAGGUCGCCUGCGCUGUGAGAUCCCACCUGCCCUGAAUUCACUGGGUGAUGCUCUGAUGCUGGCGGGUGCCAGGUUGACUGUUUUAGACCUCAGUGAUAACGCCUUUGGACCUGAUGGGGUGAAGGGUAUCGAGAAGUUGCUCAAGAGCACCGCCUGCUACACAUUGCAGGAGCUGCGGCUCAACAACUGUGGCAUGGGCAUCGGCGGUGGAAAGAUCUUGGCUGCUUCAUUGAGCCAGUGCCACAAAAAAUCCAGCGCAGACGGCGUCCCCCUGAGCCUGAAGGUGUUUGUUGCAGGGAGGAACCGUCUGGAGAACGAUGGAGCCACCGCUCUCGCUCAUGCCUUUCAGUUGAUGGGUAGCCUGGAGGAGGUCCACAUGCCCCAGAAUGGCAUCAAUCACCCUGGUGUGACAGCCCUGGCUACAGCCAUGCAGCACAACACGGGCCUCCGCAUCCUCAACCUCAAUGACAACACCUUCACCGAGAAGGGAGCUAUCGCCAUGGCUCAGGCCCUGAAACACCUGCACAGCAUCCAGGUGAUAAACUUUGGAGACUGUCUGGUGCGGCCAGCGGGAGCCAUUGCUAUUGCAGAAAGUUUAACAGAGGGACUGCCCAUUCUCAAGGAACUCAAUCUGUCCUUUGGCGAGAUUACAGCGGAAGCUGCUCUGGCAGUGGCACAAGCAGUAAAGGGCAAAGACCAACUGGAGAAGCUGGACCUAAAUGGUAACUGUCUAGGAGAGGAUGGUUGCAAAGCUCUGAAAGACUCCAUGGACAGCAUGAAGAUGGGUGACCUUCUAGGAUCACUCAGUGACGAUGAGGGUGAGCCAGAAGAUGAUGACGACGAUGAAGAUGAGGAAGAGGAGGAGGAUGAAGUGGAUGAGGAGGAAUUGGAGGAGGAAGAGGAAGAAGAGGAGGAAGAGGAAAGCACUGGAAUAAAGUUGUCCACCCCUGCAUCAGCACCCCGUCCGCCAGACGUCUCCUCCUUCCUCAGCUUUCCGUCCCCAGACAAACUGCUCAAACUUGGGGCCAAAAGAGCAUUGCUUAUCGAGCAGCAGGUGGAUGUGACAGAUGCUGCAAAAACAGCUGAAGCGUUCCUCAAGAUCGCAUCUGUGUAUAAGGAGGAGAACAAUGAUGUAAAGAACGCAGUGUUGGACAGCAUUGACACCCUUCUGAAGAAAGCUUUUGCCACUCCUUCCUUCCAAGGCUACAACUUUGUAUCAUCUUUGUUAGUGCUGCUUGGACUUAUCAAGAGUGAAGACAAGGUGAAGCCUGUGCUCGUGGUUCCCGGCCACCUCCAUACCUUGGAGCACGUUGUUCGACAGGACUACUUCCCCAAAGAGAACGUGGCUGUGCUGGAGGCCUUCAUGUCCCGGUAAGGACGUGACUGAAUGAGCCAAUCAGCAUGCAGCUUGCAGAAACAACAAGGCCCUGGAGUCAUGUGGCAAUGCCAGAAACAACCUUCAGUCCACACUGCAGGGAGUCAGGUCUGAGAGUUGAGGACUGCUGAUACACACACAGACUGAACUUUGACUGAUCACUGAUGGACCUUUUGGAAACCAGCACACAUGAGCCCAAAUUUGAAAUGAAGCAGAGCAGCACUUGAGAAUACUCCACUCAUUGUGGUGUCGCUGCUGUCCUUCACAAGUUUAGCAAUACCCCUCUAUCUGGACUCGAAUGCUUUAUGUUUUGAAGUAGACUAUGCUUUUAUGGUGUGGACUAGCUGAAGUACUUCAUGUACAUUCAUACAACCACAGGACAGCACUGACAUCUUGGUCUUCACAUUCUUUGUAUUCUGGUGAAGAAGAAAAGGCCUCAUGACCCAAUAUCUGUGUGUUUCCUCCCUUUUAUGGACACCUGACUGACUCAGCACGGAUCACACGUUGGUGAAAACUAGAAAAGCUCUGACCAGAAUUGAUCUGGACUUGAAGCAUCAGCUAUUGUACAUUUUCUAUUUGAUAUCUAACUUUUUAAUAUUCUGUUGUUUUUAUAUUAAAUGUUUAUUAAAUUCAAUAAUAUGGUUAAACAAUGAUGUUAUUCAAAUAUGUACUGAUUGAAAAAAUAUUAUCCAAUUGUAAAGUACAAUAGAGAACAAUCAAAAGGGAUGAAAUAAGUAAAUCUGCCUUUAAUGAGGUGCAAGGGGCAGAGUUUUUGGAUUUGUUACAAAAAUAAAGCUGAAUUGAGUGUUUGAUGUCUUUCACAGCCUUUGCAGAUUAACUGUGUAGAAUUUUCAUUAAAAAAAUAAAGAUCACUUUAAA
Messenger RNA from Micropterus salmoides (largemouth bass), 2665 nucleotides. RefSeq names its product RAN GTPase activating protein 1a (gene rangap1a). The transcript is spliced from 16 exons. Bases 146 to 1786 code for a protein of 546 amino acids. NCBI's taxonomy places the organism in Eukaryota, Metazoa, Chordata, Actinopteri, Centrarchiformes, Centrarchidae. Gene Ontology annotation, biological process: nucleocytoplasmic transport; signal transduction; activation of GTPase activity. Gene Ontology annotation, cellular component: cytosol; perinuclear region of cytoplasm; nucleus. Gene Ontology annotation, molecular function: GTPase activator activity; small GTPase binding. The record is from RefSeq and is a predicted model, not a curated record.